Molecule: messenger RNA, 921 nt
Organism: Gastrolobium bilobum
Lineage: Eukaryota; Viridiplantae; Streptophyta; Magnoliopsida; Fabales; Fabaceae
Exons: 3
Coding region: 121-690 (189 amino acids)
Source: RefSeq, a predicted model, not a curated record
CAGCAGUAACCUUUUACUCUUACCAGUUGACGCAGACCUUCAUUUAACACUCAUCAUUUGUUUCUCUCUCUAGAUUUGAGUUCUUGUCUUGUGUGUGCCAGCAACAACACACGGAGAGAGAUGGCUAUGAACCAUUCAGGGGUUGUGUUGUUGAGGGUGGGUUUGGUGGUUGUGGCUCUAUGCAUUGCAGGUUACAUAGUGGGUCCUCCUCUCUAUUGGCAUUUCAUGGAAGGCUUGGUUGCAGUGAAGCACUCUUCUUCUACAUGUGCCCCUUGCAUCUGUGAUUGCUCUUCACAACCCAUCCUUUCCAUUCCCCAAGGGCUUAGCAACACUUCAUUUGAAGAUUGUGCAAAGCCUGAUCCAGAGGUGAAUGGAGACACUGAAAAGAAUUUUGCUGAGCUAUUAUCUGAAGAACUAAAGCUAAGGGAAAAUCAAGCUUUGGAAAAUCAGCAACGCGCUGACAUGGCUCUGCUUGAAGCAAAGAAGAUUGCAUCUCAGUAUCAGAAGGAAGCAGACAAGUGUAAUUCAGGGAUGGAAACGUGCGAAGAGGCCAGGGAGAAGGCUGAGUUGACAUUAGUGGCUCAGAAGAAGUUGACUGCAUUGUGGGAACUUAGAGCUCGGCAGAAAGGAUGGAAAGAAGGGCUUGCCAAAUCUCAUACUCAGUCUCAAGGGAAAGUAGAGACUGCUUAGAAACAUAGCAUGGCAAAGAAGUGAUUCCAUGGAGUGGUUGUUAUAUAAUAGUUUUCAAACAAGUGUUAUUGAAUGUUGGUAAUAGAAAAUCAUCAUAGGUCCCAUAUGUGUUCACGAAAGGUCAAGUGUAAAAUACAAAUGUUGUUGUAUUUCUAACAUUCAUUUUUGGUUAUUGAUUCCACAUGUACGCCUGUUGAAAGCUACAAAUCGUUAAAUGUUGUGAUAAACUUU